AUGGUCUGCAAUUUUCUAAUUAAUAAAAACCCAUUCAAUUUUAAACAAAAGAAGCAAUUAAUCGACUUACCAGUUGAAAUUUGGAUAAUGAUAUUGAGAUUGGUGCCUUUAAAUGAACUUAAAAAUCUAUGGUCACAAGAAAUUGUACUUAAUAGCAAGCUUGCAUACGUAAUUGGAUACUUACUAGUCAAUGGAGAUAUUCACAUAUAUAAGAUUUCUUCCAAAUAUUGGUCCUAUUUUGAGCCACCAUGCUUGAAGGCUCCGUUGGCUGCGAAAGAAUAUUUUAAUAUUCUACGGUUUGGUAAAAGAAAUAAUUUAGGUUUUAUUCCCAAGAGUAUAACCGUUAUAUUUUUCUUAUUUACAAGAAAGUGCUACUCGAAAUUAAAAAUCUUCCUUGAGUUCAUUUACAGUUGUAUAAAUGUUGGAUCUGUAAAUUCUGAAAUUGUUCUUGUAAAUGGCAAUUUGAAACUCUCUCAAUUACAAUUUGAUUUCGUUAAACCUUUCCAACGGGUUUAUCAAUUAUAUCUAUUCAAAGUCUAUUCAAAUACCAAGAUAACAGGAAAUAUAAGCAUUACUGACCUAGUAUUAGAGGUUGAUAAUCAGAAAAAUAUUACCCAAUAUCCAAAGCAGUUGAAAUAUUUAAAAAUUUCCCCUAAGUCGAAUACACAUCAAAAGGAUAUACACAUUUCAUUGAACACUCUUCCUUUCACUCUAGUACAUCUUAAGAUUGAUCAAAAUAUUAAUAUUUUGGAUAGUGGGAGAGAGUUUCCCAAAUUAGAAUAUUUUGAAUGCCUGGUCCAACAAACUAAUAAUCAUUAUCAUGUAUAUGAAUUUUUAUUAAAGAAUAGUCUAACGUUGAAACAUAUUCGUCUAGAAUAUAAUUCAUUGGAAGACUACAGUUUUAGUCGGUUUAGAGAGUUAAGAGUAUUAAACUUAGUCAAAUGUUCAAACAUACCCUUUCAUGAUUUGAAUGGCUUACACAAAUUAAGGCGACUUUCCUUAAUCGGUUGUGAUAUUUCUUCGAUUAAUAAUAUGAACUUUCCUCCUAAACUCAAAGAAAUUUACAUAUCUCCCGGUAAUAGAGAUAUCCUUCAAGGUUUGGUAUUGCCAAAUAGUUUAAAGUCAAUUACUAUUAUCGAUGUGGAGCAUGCUGUGAUUACUAGAGCAUAG
Molecule: messenger RNA, 1170 nt
Organism: Debaryomyces hansenii CBS767
Lineage: Eukaryota; Fungi; Ascomycota; Pichiomycetes; Serinales; Debaryomycetaceae
Product: DEHA2E21516p
Exons: 1
Coding region: 1-1170 (389 amino acids)
Source: RefSeq, a predicted model, not a curated record